UGCUUGGAAUUCUAAGACUGUUCUGCAUCACAUCUGUGGGAAAUUCCCGAGGCUAUGUGCUUUCAUACGCAAACAAAUAAGUAACAUCUUCUUUGGGUAUGUAUAUGAGAAAGAGCAUUUUAAUGGUGUUGGAGAGUUAUUGGAAAUAAUAGGAAGCAUUAUCAACGGCUUUGCUCUACCGCUGAAGUCAGAACUCAAGCACUUCCUCCUAAAGGUUCUGCUGCCACUGCACAAAGUAAAAUGUUUGUCAUUGCACCAUGCACAGAUGGUAUACUGUGUGGUUCAGUUCCUUGAAAAGGAUGCCACACUAACUGAAACUAUUGUUGAAGGAGUACUCAAGUUCUGGCCUAAAACACGCACUCUACAAGAGGUGAUGUUCCUUGAGGAGAAUGAAGAAAUUUUAGAUGUAAUUGAACCAUCAGAGUUCGCCAAAAUUCAGGAAUCAUUGUUCAGACAAAUUACAAGAUGUGUCUCUAGUCCUCACUUUCAUGUGGCUCAGUGUGCACUGUACUUCUGGAAUGAUGAUCGAU
This is a messenger RNA of Cryptotermes secundus, 530 nucleotides long. RefSeq names its product serine/threonine-protein phosphatase 2A 56 kDa regulatory subunit epsilon isoform-like. Lineage: Eukaryota; Metazoa; Arthropoda; Insecta; Blattodea; Kalotermitidae. The transcript has a single exon. The annotation marks the transcript as partial. Gene Ontology annotation, molecular function: protein phosphatase activator activity. The record is from RefSeq and is a predicted model, not a curated record. Gene Ontology annotation, biological process: protein dephosphorylation; signal transduction. Gene Ontology annotation, cellular component: protein phosphatase type 2A complex; cytosol; nucleus.